UUACAAUUAUUGAGAAUUUAAUUUAAUUCUAUUUGGUUUAAAUUGUUUGGUUUCUGGAGAAUUUUAGUUUAUAAUUUGAUCGAGCAACAGUUUGUCUUAAUUUGUCCAAAUUUGUCCGAUUGUGAUUCUUUUGGUUGAGUAACUUUUCUCUUAAAAAUUGGAGAAAACAAGAAAUAGAAACAAAAAAUGUCCAGUGAAUGUGGUCCAAGGUAUUUAAGAGUUAAACGUAAAUCUGAUGAGGAUCCAUGUUACUCUUCAAGACAAUAUAAACGAUGUAAGUUUGUUGCAUCAGUGAAAACAACCUUAUUACAAGAUGUUCUCAAAGUAAUUAACAAUCAGAACAUUCAAGAUGCUGAUAUAAUCGAUGUUAAUCAGACUGUUGGUGAACAUGACGAAGAUGAAGCACAACACAGAGAGCUAAGUGAAGAAGAUUCAACCUUCCGUGGAUUUGUUUAUGACAUUUAUUGUCUACAAGAUUUGGAUAAUAAUUUGUACAGUGUAAAUGAAGAAGAUGAAGAGUCCGAUAAUGAUUCAAAUGAUGAAAAUAAUCCUCGUAAUGAUUAUCCAGAUGAAGAAAGUUAUGAUUUUAAUGAGUUAAAUUAUUAUCAGGAUUGGCAAGAUGAGGAUUACAGAUUACGAGAAAAAUUUGAUGAUUUUACCAUGAAGGGAAGAGGUGAUGAAGAUGAAACUUCCAGUGAAGAUUCACUUUCUCGUAAUUGUGAUGAUGAAGCUGAUGAUGGUGAUGAUUUUGAUCCAGACAAGGUUGAUGUACCUUUUAGUAGAGGAUUAAACAAAACCACAAUUUAAUUCUAUUCAUCAAAAUCAAAAUAUCUUCCUCAUCUUCUUCUUACCUUUGCAUCUCUCUCUCUCUCUCUCUCUCUCUCUUUCUCUCUCCAUAUCUUCUUAUAUCUUCUGUAUACUAUCAAUAUUAUACAUUCUAUGUAUAAUAAUAAUGAUAUAUUUUCUCCUCUCCAAUUUGAUAUCUCCCAAAUUUAAUGAAACAAUUUUGUGAAAUGAUCAUAAUUAAACAAAUUACAAAUGUGAAAA
Messenger RNA from Panonychus citri (citrus red mite), 1047 nucleotides. Its product is annotated as probable RNA polymerase II nuclear localization protein SLC7A6OS. The record is from RefSeq and is a predicted model, not a curated record. NCBI's taxonomy places the organism in Eukaryota, Metazoa, Arthropoda, Arachnida, Trombidiformes, Tetranychidae.